CGCAGGAUUGGACGCUGUCCCGCCACCUGACUGAGGAGGUUUGUGGCGCAGACUCAGAGCGAGCGGAGGCAAUCAUUAGGCUUGUGUUCUACUUUGAGCCUCUUCCGGAACAGUUGCUGCUGUCAGCUGAUGGAUGUGGAUCCAUGAGGAGGAGAGCGUACCCCGUGAGACAUAACGUGUGACAGACCACUUUAAUCCACAUGGACUUGGAGUGAGCAGCGAGCCCGGGCAUCUCUUCAAGGCGGCAGGAAGUGGGAGUGUCCAGGAUGAGGAGGGCCGUGCUGCGGGAGGCCGCCAAGCGCUUCCCCUGGCUGGCCAAUGUCACCCUUUACGGCUGCCUGUUUGCCGGCGGGGACCUGGCGCACCAGCUGAUGGCGCACAAGGAGCGCCUGGACUGGCAGCACACGCGCAACGUAGCCGUGGUGGCCAUCACCUUCCACGGGAACUUCAAUUACUUCUGGAUGAGGGCCCUGGAGCGACGCUUCCCCGGGAAGUCUGCCGGGAUGCUGUUCCGGAAACUGCUCCUGGACCAAAGCUUUGCGUCGCCUCUGGCCACCAGCGUCUUCUACACCGGGGUCAGCUUCCUGGAGGGCAAAGAGGACAUCUUUGAGGACUGGCGGGAGAAGUUCUUCAACACGUGGAAGACUGGACUCAUGUACUGGCCUUUCAUGCAGGUAUCCCCGUAUCUAUCUGUCCAUGUGUGUGGUGUCAGGUCCUUGUGCAGGCCCGCCUACUCACUAGGGCUUCUAGGACACGUGACGGUCAUUAAUGAUGCUAACAAGUGUGUGUCCACAGUUCCUAAACUUUGCGCUGAUGCCACUGCACAUGCGCACGGCCUUCAUGGGCUGCUGCGCCUUCCUGUGGGCCACCUUCCUGUGCUUCUCACGCCAGGAUGGUGACGGCACGGCCACCGUGGCCCUGGCCUUCAUCAUGGACCCCCGGAAGACUCUGGAGGACAUGCGUGAGGCUCGCCUGGCCCGGAAAAGGAAACGAACGCAGAGGGAGAACUAGUGUCGUCAAUGUGUAUGUGGGUGCAAUGCCCUCUGCUGCCGCGAGAGGCGCUCUAUGAGUGUGGCGGUAGCAAGGAGCACCUGUUUGUUGGUGCAAGGCCAUGGCCGUAUAUACGAGUGGGUAUUUUUAAAAAGCUGUCAAAUCCUAUAACCUUGAACCGACCGUAAAGCUCAUGAAUAACAGCAAUAAUACACAUUAUGCAAAAAACAAAAAACAAUAAUAACUAUUGUUGUUGUUUACAUGCAAACUACACUUCAUUCCCAAACAGUCAGUCGUCCAGGGACCUCCAAAUUGAGUUUACGUGCUGCCAAAAGGUGAAAAGUGUUUUUUAAAAAUACGUCCACCGGACACCAGUUUUUUUUUAGCGACAAAACGAAGCUGCUACACGAAUGACGUUGCCAAAUGCAUGACAAAGACUUUUACUGGAGGUAAACAUAGCUAGCUCCGUGACAUGAGAAAAGCCCCUGGCUAACUUCUCAGAUGUAAACAUAGCGGGUUUAGCAUCCCCAGCCUGAGCCUACCACACAGGGACAAUUGUAGCGUACAUCACCUGGUGCCUUAUCCUAGUGACCUUUGACACGUCUGGCUGACUGUUUCCUGUCUUUUCUACCUCUGCAUUCUGUAUCGCUCACAUGAUUAGUUCAAAGACAGUGGCGUCUAGACGACAGGUAUGUCGCUAGUGUUUUGGAAACAAAAAUGGACGAUACUUUGGCGCAGUGAGACUAAAGCCGGGGCGUCCAUAACAACAACAACUGUGAUCAUUACUCGGCUUUUUGGCAAAUACUGCCUCUUGCUGAAUGUUUCCUUGUUAGCAUGAUAGCAUCAUGACCUGACCGUUAACCUUUAAAUAUCUCCAAUACAUCCAUAAGCACUAAUAUCAUUCUAUUACAAGUGUUGUGUCUCCUAGUUGGAAGCAAACAUCUACUUCCUGUCCGAGUAUACUUGAAUUGACAUCACAGCCAAGAUACCUUAUGUACUCCAGCCGUCUCAUUAGUGACCUUUAGGCACGUUCAAGCAGCUAAGUACUGUACUGAAGUCUUUUACUUAAUAAUGCAGUAUUUACACAUGUGUAUUUUCUGUUUGUCCAAAAUAAAACAGAAAAUCAUCACUUUGUGUAUUGUGAAUUGACAUUUUCAGACAUGUUGUGUCAAUAAAUACAUCCAAUUAUGAAGACAAACGCAUAUAGUAUGUCCGACAUGUGAGUUUAGAUAAAAGCUAGCUCAGCUACGUUGUAAUAAGUCACGGAAUGAAAAGGUUGGACCCGAGGCGAGGACACUGAAACAGCUCAAUGCCGCAGCCAUGGUGCGUGUGGAUUAACCGGGAUCGGAUAGGCCGCUUUAAUCCCUCUCCAAAGGACACAGUUGACCCAGGUUGACCUCUGACCCCGCUAACAGGGUAUAAAAUUCCCCAGUCAAGGACGGAAGGAAGCCGUCAGGUGCUUCCCACUCAAUAAAUGCCUUUGAGAGGCCACACUGGCACCAAA
Doryrhamphus excisus (bluestripe pipefish) is the source of this 2494-nucleotide messenger RNA. It is a transcript of the gene mpv17l, whose product is annotated as MPV17 mitochondrial membrane protein like. Gene Ontology annotation, cellular component: mitochondrion; cytoplasm; membrane. Gene Ontology annotation, biological process: mitochondrial ribosome assembly. The record is from RefSeq and is a predicted model, not a curated record. NCBI's taxonomy places the organism in Eukaryota, Metazoa, Chordata, Actinopteri, Syngnathiformes, Syngnathidae.